This is a messenger RNA of Ilex paraguariensis (yerba mate), 1137 nucleotides long. NCBI's taxonomy places the organism in Eukaryota, Viridiplantae, Streptophyta, Magnoliopsida, Aquifoliales, Aquifoliaceae. The record is from the annotation of a GenBank genome assembly.
AUGGGCACUUCUAUUCUAACUUUGGUGCUUCUUAUGUUUCUGCUCAUUAUUGUGGGCAAUUCAAAUUCAUCAAACAUCAUUUGCCAUGAGAAAGAGAGAACCGCCCUUCUCAACUUCAGAAAUGACCUCACUAAUCCAUCAUUAGGUAGUCUCUCAUCUUGGUCAGUCCAAAAAAAUUGUUGUCAAUGGACAGAAGUCCGCUGUGAUAAUGUCACGGGUCGAGUCAUUGAGCUCGACCUCCAUUCUAUGGAUCUGCAAGGAUACAAUUUUGGACUAUUCGUGGAUGAUCUAAGUUGGAUUGCUGGCCUUCAUUCUUUGAAGUAUCUUGACAUGAGUGGAGUCGAUCUUAGCAAGACAGUCAAUUGGCUUCAAGAAAUGAAUAAGCUUCCUUCUCUUUCAGAACUAAACUUGUCCUUUUGUCGACUUGAAAGUAUGUACCCAUCCCUCAGUUAUGUCAAUUUCACAUCUCUUACUGUCCUUGAUCUUUCUCGUAAUCUUUUCAAGCAUGAAAUACCUAAUUGGUUAGGCAAUCUCAGUAAUAGCCUCAUACAUCUCCGGCUAUCGAAAAAUGCUUUACAAGAGAUCUUAUUCAUUCCACAAAAUUCAAUAGCAGGCGUUGUUUUAGAAGUGCAUUUUGCUAAGCCCUCAAAGUUAAAGAUGUUAGCUAUUUCUCGGAACCCUCUUUCCUUCAAUGUAAGCCCCAAUUGGAUUCCUCCUUUUCAACUCACAUUUAUUGAUAUGAGUUUUUCUAAGCUCUUGAUUGGUUAUGGAACUGGGUUUCACAUGUUGAAAGUGUCGACCUCUCUAGAAACCAGAUUCAUGAGCCUUAGUGAAGACAGCUUCAUUGGGAAUGCUGAACUUUGUGGUGCGCCUCUACGGAUAAAUUCCACCAAAGAUGAGGAAUCUCAUGGUUCAACACCUGUUCAGAAAAAUGGAGAUGAGUCUGAGAUGUUUGGGUUCUAUAUUGGCAUGGGUAUGGGAUUUUUCAUUAGUUUUUGGGGAGUUUGUGUUGUUCUUUUCUUCAAAAGGACUUGGAGGCAUCCAUAUUUCAAAUUCCUUAAUGAAGUGAAGGACCAGAUCUAUAUGGCUGCACUACUAAAGGCGAACUGGUUAUACAAGAAAUUCAUUGACUCGUAG